AUUUCUUCCGUCGUCCGAAUCCAUUCCUGUCGCGUGCCGUUGACACUCGGUGUCAAAGAAGAAGUCUGAGAAGAGCGGAGAAGCCACAUUGGGACCUGACGCCCCGGAAAAGAGAGCCAUGGCGCACGUGGGCUGGGCCCUGUUCAAGAUGCCGGGAAAGAGGCGCUGCUUACGCAAGCUCAACGGCUGCCUGGGUUGCCGACUUCCUCUGUUUCCGGUGCUGGUGCUGUCGCUGCUUGGUGCGCUGGCGCUGCUGUUCGCGGGUCGCCGCGACUGGUCCAAGGACCAGUGGGUGUCGCUGGCGCCGAAACGGCUGCUGGUGUACUCGGCCUGGUCCGAACCCCGCGGCGACGUGCACGAGGUGCGCGUCAUCGCUCUGCUCGCUUCUCGCGGCGCACUCCGGGGGCGCCUGCUCUGCACGCUCGCCUACCUCAACUACUCGCACGUGCAGGUAGUGGCUGCCCGCGUCGACCCCUUGAACGCCACGGUGCUGACGGGCCACCCGACGGGCCCCUCGCUCGAGCCGGGCUUCGUGUUCUGUCCGGGCGACCCGCAGCUGCAGGCCGACGAAGUGGGCCUGCGCCUGGUCGACACGAGCCGCGUCCACUGGCUGCCCGUGGGACACGCGCCUUCGACCAUCGCCGACCCCUCCCCUGCUACCAACGGCGGUAAAGCGCCAGCAGCCAUUGUCCGAGCCAACAGCGUCCCGGCCGCCAAGUUUGGGGCAGUGGUUUGCGCGCUGUCCGUACUCGACGCGGCGACAGAGGACCUGCUGCUCGGGGAGUUCGUGGCCCACUACACCGAGCUGGGCGCCACGCACUUCGUCUUCUACAACCGGACGCAGUCGCGACGAGCUCGGACGUUCUUUGGAGCCCUUACUACGGUGGUCUCAGUGGAGUACCUCCCUUGGACUCGCCGCGACGCACGCUCCCUCUUGGCGUACGACUGCGCGCUGCGAAUGCGCGGCCGCGCCGGUGUCCUGGCAGCCGUGGACACGGACGAGCGGCUGGUCCCGUGGCGCUCGUUGGCCGAAGGCGCCGUGAGCAAGGAAGGCGGCGACCACGCGGCUGGCUGGAGGUUGUCCGACGUUCGGGGGUCGCUGGUGCGGCUGUCGCGAAAGACUUUCUGCGGAGCGGACGGCGACGUCUCUCAGGGCGCGGCCACGUUGUUGUCGCGAGGCCGCAGACUCGGGGACAUCCAGCCCGCCGGAGUUGUGGGCGCGGAUCUGGACGCGCUGCUCGCCGGCACGCUGGCCUCGCACCACUCCAGACGAGUGCUCGUACACAGGUAUUCGGAUGCAGAGUGUCCCGCCGGUGCAGUAGUGGUAGACAAGUCGGCAGCCGAAGUCGAGCGUCGCACGCAGUCGUCGCAGGCCAUGAUCCUGUGGAGGGCGCUGUUCGUCAGCUGAGACUCGCCCCACCCUCGGACAGAACGCAGUGCACGCAGCCACGGAGGACAGACACCUUAGUCGAGCUUUCGCUGCCACUGCGCAGCCUCGACGAACCGAACUUAAGCUGGCUGUCGGCGUGCUCAUUCCUCGAAGACGUUUGUGCGUGUGUGUUUGUGCGUGUGUGCUUUUCUGUGUGUCGCAAAAGAAAAAAAAAGAAGCUGCGCGAAGACGUUAUUUGACCUUUCCUCCACCUCGUUUUUAAGUAGCGUGCCUCAAUAGGUUAAGUAGAACAGGGUCGCGAGGUUGCAACUUCUUAUCGUGACCCUGUUGCAGCGACGUCUGUCAUGAGCUCUUCCCUGGCUCCAUAUGAUGCACGGCGUUAAACGCAACCGGCAGCCGCCGAGACAGAAAAUUAAUUUUAACCACAGCUUGGCAUCCCAUCCUGAGCAGACUGUGUACCAGCAGGGCGCGCUGGGACAAGUUUACGCCAGUUGCUGCAAAGGUGUCACAUUAAACUACGUAGUCUAA
Dermacentor albipictus is the source of this 1918-nucleotide messenger RNA. RefSeq lists its product as uncharacterized. Gene Ontology annotation, cellular component: cytoplasm. NCBI's taxonomy places the organism in Eukaryota, Metazoa, Arthropoda, Arachnida, Ixodida, Ixodidae. Gene Ontology annotation, molecular function: glycosyltransferase activity. The record is from RefSeq and is a predicted model, not a curated record.